CUGGACCGUUCUAAAGAUGUACUGCAGGUACUGAUGGGAAGGGGUUCAAUAUGAAUGUAAAUGAUGUUGGAGGAAGACGACGCUUUGAGGACAGUGAGUUUACACUACACGUAUAUCCUGGGAGCAUUGCUGAAGGAACCAUCUAUUGCCCUAUUACCGCCAGAAAAACAUCAACAGCUGCUGAGGUAAUAGACUCUCUCAUUAAUAAACUCCAACUAGACAAAACAAAAUGUUAUGUCCUAGCAGAGGUGAAGGAGUUUGGUGGGGAGGAAUGGAUUCUCAACCCUACAGACUGCCCUGUCCAACGCAUGAUGUUGUGGCCCCGCAUGGCCCUGGAGAACCGACUGAGUGGGGAAGACUAUCGCUUCCUUCUGAGGGAGAAGAAUCUAGAUGGGUCUAUUCAUUAUGGCAGUCUACAGUCCUGGUUACAGGUGACAGAAGAGCGUCGCAGGAUGAUGGAACGUGGAUUCCUUCCUCAGCCGCAGCAGAAGGACUAUGAUGAUUUGUGCAGUUUACCAGAUUUAAAUGAGAAAACACUCUUGGAAAAUCUCAGAAACCGCUUUAAGCAGGAAAAAAUUUAUACCUAUGUAGGCAGCAUUCUGAUAGUCAUUAAUCCAUUCAAAUUUCUCCCCAUUUACAAUCCUAAGUAUGUUAAAAUGUAUGAUAAUCAUCAGCUGGGAAAGUUGGAGCCCCAUAUUUAUGCUGUGGCUGAUGUGGCCUACCAUGCUAUGCUUCAGCGCAGGAAGAACCAGUGCAUCGUGAUUUCAGGAGAAAGUGGGUCAGGGAAAACACAGAGUACAAACUUUCUGAUUCAUCACCUCACUGCUCUCAGCCAGAAGGGAUUUGUUAGUGGAGUAGAACAGAUUAUUCUUGGAGCCGGACCAGUGCUUGAG
Terrapene triunguis (Three-toed box turtle) is the source of this 893-nucleotide messenger RNA. Its product is annotated as unconventional myosin-IXa-like. The transcript has a single exon. Gene Ontology annotation, molecular function: GTPase activator activity; microfilament motor activity; ATP binding. Gene Ontology annotation, cellular component: myosin complex. Lineage: Eukaryota; Metazoa; Chordata; Testudines; Emydidae. Gene Ontology annotation, biological process: intracellular signal transduction; positive regulation of GTPase activity. The annotation marks the transcript as partial. The record is from RefSeq and is a predicted model, not a curated record.